AGUUUGACACUAACCGACUCCGCUGUGACCUGGAUGUAACUGACAGGCGCCAGCGUUACUCAAACCAAAACUAAACUUCACGCACGUUUAUUUUUUUCUUAAACCGUGAGCAAUCUCCUUCUUUUCCCCACACAAAAACCAGCCGGUUAAACUGGUUUAGACCGGUUUACGGUGGUGUUUUGUUCACGGUCCGCGUGUUGUUGCUGUUACCAGAGGUCAGCGGGUUCCCAGGUGAAACCAGCCCGCCGUCAAGAUGCUUUCCUCGGGCAGGACCGUCUCCUCCCGGCUGCUCAGGCCGGGGGCAUGGCUUCCUCACCGGCUGGGUUCUGACGGGAGAGCGGCCAGCUCUCAGCAGAAAGAGCUGAUAAAGAAACAUGAACUGGAGAAAGAUGAGCUCCGCCCCCUCUACAUGGACUUCCAGGCCACCACGCCCAUGGACCCCCGGGUGCUGGACGCCAUGUUGCCCUACCAGGUGAAUUACUAUGGUAACCCUCAUUCCAGGACACACGCCUACGGCUGGGAGAGUGAGACCGCCAUGGAGACUGCCAGGAAGCAGGUGGCUGAUCUGAUUGGGGGUGAUCCCAGAGAGAUCAUCUUCACCAGCGGAGCCACUGAGUCCAACAACAUGGCCAUCAAGGGUGUGGCCAGGUUCUACCAGGCCAAGAAGCGUCAUGUGAUCACCACACAGACAGAACAUAAGUGCGUCCUGGACUCUUGCCGAAUUCUGGAGUCUGAGGGAUUCGACGUCACUUACCUGCCGGUCCAGAAGAACGGACUGGUGGACCUGGAGCUGCUGGAGGCCUCCAUUCGUCCUGACACCUCUCUAGUGUCGGUGAUGACCGUCAACAACGAGAUCGGAGUCAAGCAGCCGAUCGAGGAAAUCGGUAGGAUUUGUCGUUCUAAAGGAGUCUUCUUCCACACUGACGCCGCUCAGGCUGCUGGGAAGAUUCCCAUCGACGUCUCCAACUGUAAGAUCGACCUGAUGUCCAUCAGCGCUCACAAGAUCUACGGACCAAAAGGUGUGGGGGCUUUGUAUGUGCGUCGCCGGCCCCGGGUGCGUUUGGAGCCGCUGCAGAACGGGGGCGGGCAGGAGAGGGGGCUGCGCUCCGGCACAGUCCCCACCCCGCUGGCUGUUGGCCUGGGAGCCGCCUGCAGCAUCGCCCAGCAGGAGAUGGAGUAUGAUCAUCAAAGAGUGUCCAUGUUGGCUAAUCGUCUGGUCCAUAAGAUCUUGUCUGAGAUUCCUGACGUCAUCAUGAACGGAGAUCCAGAGCAACGCUACCCUGGCUGUAUCAACCUGUCCUUUGCCUAUGUGGAGGGAGAGAGUCUGUUGAUGGCGCUGAAGGACGUCGCUCUGUCAUCUGGCAGUGCAUGUACAUCAGCGUCUCUGGAGCCCUCAUACGUCCUCAGAGCGAUUGGAGCAGAUGAAGACCUGGCUCACUCCUCCAUCAGGUUUGGUAUUGGCAGGUUCACCACAGAGGAAGAAGUGGACUACACAGCAGAGAAGUGUAUCGAGCAGGUCCGCAGACUCCGAGAGAUGAGUCCUCUGUGGGAGAUGGUUCAGGAAGGCAUCGACCUGAAGAGCAUCAAGUGGACGCAGCAUUAGACUCUUCCCGCCGCUUGUCCACUUCCUAGCCGCUGACGAUGACAAUGACGACAACGAUAUCAGUUCCCAGGGAAUUCUGGGAACAGACCAGCUUCUUCUUCCUGUAUACAAACACGCACAAACUUCCUGUCUGACUUGAAGUCUGUUUGUAGCUGUAACUCUGUGUCUCUGUAGUUGCUCUGUCAGGAGAUGUUGACUAACACAGGGCUUGUUGUAAUGAUUCUGUUGUGUACAUCAGUCAGCCUCUGUUUCCCAACAAGUUGCAUUUGUGUUUUGACUGAAAACUUGUCAGAGGCUGUGACACACCUGGCUCCUGGAUCACAAACUCAGUUCAUCUUAGUCUGACUUUCUUUGGGUUUCCAGGCUUCACCGAGUCUGACAUCAGUGAUCCUGAUGAUGGUAUCAUGAAGCUGGUUUUCACCUGGCUCCAUCUAGCUCACUGUUUACUAAUCCAACUCUAAGCAUGUUCACGUGAAAGAGGAGGAGUUCUUGAUAUGAUAUCACAUGAAAUGAUGACGCCUGUAUCUUUUAUUCUUUGUCUCAUGAUGAACAAACUAUAAUAAUUAGGUGCCAAAGCAGAAAGCAAAUUUAUAAUUUGCAGUUUACUGAACCAAUAACAGUGUGCACAAUUAAUAUACAGUCUUCAACAUCAUUCAUGUAAACACUAUGUUUGAAGACCUGUAGUAAACACAGGUGCUUUUUACCUCUCUGCUACUUCAUUGUAAACUCAGUAUGUUUACCCCUGUCAGGACGUAGGAAUGAUGACGUUUCAACGAUUUCAACACACUUGUAAUAAUCACUAUAAGAAUCACCACGUUUGCAACUCAUGCAUGAACAUAUGAGAUUUAUUUGCAGUUUGAGUGACAGCAAGUUGUGUGUGUGUGCAGGUUUGUUUUACUAUAUUCCUGGGGUCCGACAACCGGGAGCUCACUGCACUUGUGGGGUCCGACAGCUUUUUGGAGACCAAAAUAGUGGCUGUUAGCUGGAUUAACACAUUGUUUUUAGGGGUGGAGUUUGAAUUAGGUUUAGGUUAGGGUUAGAGUGAGAGGUUAGGGAAUGCAUAAUGACAAUGAUGGGACCUCACAAAGAUGUGUGUGUGUGUGUGUGUGUGAUCAAGUGUUCUCUUUAAUAAAACAGCCCUGCAGCAUGCGUUACCAUGGUGAUCCACCCCAGCUAAAAGUGAGUCAGCUUCAUGAUACCCGAGUUAAACCCAAAGAUAGCUGGAUGAACUGCUAAUCUCUCCUUGUGAUACAGGCUCACGGUUCACAGUGUUAAGCCACCGUGAUGGAGAAUGAAUCCAGUGAUGAGAAACGAAAGAGGAGCAAAGGGCCGUUUUACUUCCGUGAGGUUUGGGGGCAGCAGCUGAGAGGAGCAGACUUAAAUUCACCUGAGUCAUCUAAAGUUUUGAUGAUUCACUUCACAACUUUUCACCCGAUGACUCACAGAUAAAUAUCUCUAUUCACAGAUUUUACACUGUCCUCUCUGUCUUUAUGUCACAACUCAGACUUGCAGUUUUUGUUUCUUCCUCCACAUCGGUGUUUAAUAUCAGCAGCUUCAUGUCAGUGCAUCCACAGAAGUCCUCAGUGUACAUUCCAGUCAAACUGUGUUAGGCUGUCCUGUUAAAGUCUGAAACACUCUGCAAGACCGAAGCUGUGAUCUGACCACAACAGCUCAUUUUAAAGAUUGGUGAUGGAGUCGGACGACUUCUGUCACAUAUAUGUGUCUGACGUUGAUGGAAAUCUCAAAGUGAUCCUAGUCUGAAAACGAGACUGAGGAGGUCAUUUGAUAAAUGUCUAGGAGGAUUUCCUGUAUUGUGUUCUUGGAUUUAGUCAGCUGAGUCUCUCUCAUAUUUAACGACUCCAGCAUUUACUGUUCAUAUAUAUUAUCGUUAUCCAAUAAACUGCUGCUUCACAGUUAUGCAAUAAAAUGUUGUUUUAGCUUUUA
Molecule: messenger RNA, 3547 nt
Organism: Lates calcarifer (barramundi perch)
Lineage: Eukaryota; Metazoa; Chordata; Actinopteri; Centropomidae
Gene: nfs1
Product: NFS1 cysteine desulfurase
Exons: 13
Coding region: 254-1603 (449 amino acids)
Biological process (GO): [2Fe-2S] cluster assembly
Cellular component (GO): nucleus; cytosol; mitochondrion
Molecular function (GO): pyridoxal phosphate binding; cysteine desulfurase activity
Source: RefSeq, a predicted model, not a curated record